AUGGCUGCAGCGAAUCUAACCAAAGAAUCUAACUGUCAUAACUGCAAUGACCUUCAUCCUUCAGAGCACAGCCUUGUUCAGCGAAUCGUUAUCAGUCGUGAUAACUUGCUAUCACAUCGCAAGUUUGGAUGGAAACCUCCUAUGGAAGCUAUGAUUACUUGUAAAGCUUUGGGGAUCCCUAAAUACAGAGGCAAGCCAGGUGGCCAAUGCAGGAGACUACGCGCCUGCUGUCUCAACCGCCAAGAACAGAACAUCAGUGUUGUUACUGGCAACAGAGAGGGAACAUAUAAGAUGAGAGUUAAGCCGUUAGCUGGAGCAAGAUGUCUUGUAUAUAUACCUUGCUCGCCGGUUUUAAAUGUACCGGUACUAUCUCCUCUAUACAUCACCCAUUGCUGAUAUCAUAAAGUUCCACAAGCUACAGUAUCAUUUAUACGCAGAUGAUACCCAGCUGUAUAUAUCGUUUAGAACUGACUGUAGCUAUGAUCUUUCUUUGGCUAAGCGUCGUGUCGAAUGCUGUGUAAACGACGUUGAUUGUUGGAUGGUGAACAAUGGUCUUAAACUGAACUUGUUCUCAUCAGCUCAAAAUUUCGUUGCAGGCUUUCUCUGGAGUUUAUCCAGGUGGUUGAUGAGAAGAUCCAACCCAAACCCUCCGCCCGAAAUCUGGGGGUGAUUAUGGAUCAGUGUCUUGAUUUAACCGACCAUGUUAACAAAAUCUGCGUUUCCUGUCAGUAUCAUUUAAGGAACAUAGCAUACGAUCAGGAAGUACUUAAGUGAAGAUACCUCUCAAAUUUUAGUACAUCCGUUUAUUAGCUCUAAACUCGAUAACUGUAACUCUUUGUUAUAUGGUCUUCCUAAACACCUGUUAAACAGGUUAAGACUGAUACAAAACACUGCUGCAUGCAUUGUUACAUUAUCUAAGCGGUUUGACCAUAUCACUCAUAUCCUGUUCAAACUUCAUUGGUUGCUGUUGGGUUAUCUCUUAGUUUACAAAUGUCUAAAUGGCUUGGCACCAAUUUACCUAUCCGAACUUUUACGCUACACUAAUGGUCCACGAUUACUUCGUUCUAGUUCCCAGAAUUUUCUAGCCGUGCCUAGGACUAGGUUAAAGACGUAUGGUGAUAGGGCUUUUUCCGCAGCUGUUCCUAGGUUAUGGAACCAAUUGCCCCCUGAACUCAGGAGUGUUACAUCUGUCGACCAGUUCAGGUCGCAGUUGAAGACAUACUUAUUUAAAUUAGCCUACAAUGUUUGAUUUUAGUAGCUUUAUUUAAUUUUUAUUUUAUCAUAUAAUAGUUUUUGACGCUAGUUUCUUACCGUGUUAUUGUACAGCGCUUUGAGCAAUUAGUGGAUAUCGUGCUAUAUAAGUGUCUAUUAUUAUUAUUUUUAUUAUUAUUAUUAUUAUUACAGAGGAGAUCUGAGUUUGCUGUGCCCAAGUUCAUGUUUAUCAACAUUUGCUCUCUGACUAACACUAAGAAUCAAGUAAGGGCACCUAUCGCACUUGAAGCAGAUAUGAAAAAUAUGGACAUUGAUAUUUGUGUUGUUUCAGAAACAUAUCUGAAACAAGACAUUCCCAAUGCUAUUGUGAAUAUACCAAAUUACUCGAUUCUCAGACGAGACAGGAACUGGGCUGGUACUGAUAAAAGGAGUAAAGGAGGAGUUGCAAUCUACAUAAGGAACAAUUUACAUGUAGUCAAUGCUUACAGAUCUGAUCUAUAUGAAAUGAUCUGUGUUAUCAUUCUUCUUCCCACGGGGCACGGUAUGUUAAUUUCUGCACUCUACAAUCCCCCAAGCACAAUUACCAGGAAUGUGAUUUAA
Porites evermanni is the source of this 1812-nucleotide messenger RNA. The record is from the annotation of a GenBank genome assembly. NCBI's taxonomy places the organism in Eukaryota, Metazoa, Cnidaria, Anthozoa, Scleractinia, Poritidae.